UUCUUGGCAAAAGGUCUUUGUGAAGCGAUGGCGGGAAUCCCGGAUGGGGGGGAACACCAUGUGAUUGCUGCGGUUCAUCACCUGGUGAAGGCCCUCGAGGCGACUACGAUAUUGAGCAAUGAUAAUGUUAUAAGAACACUUCUAGCAGAUCUGGACACCCAUUUGUCGACAAUGAUCAGGGUCGAUGAGGCUGAAGCAGAGAAUAUUAGAGAAAUCGAGACUAGGCUCAUGUCGGCUCAGCACACCAUCAUGAGUUUGCAUUCAAACCACUCAAGGAUAUGGGAUUCUACCUGUGUCAUAGUGUUGGAGUACUUACAGGCAGUUGCUGAGGUCCAGAGAUUGGCAGAAACGUUGCAGAAUAUGCCAUUACAGAGAAGCAGCAGAAGUAAGGAACUUUUCGAUCAGGCACACAGUAUUCUGCAGAUGGCUAUGGCCAGGCUCCAAGAAGAGCUCAUCCAUAUUCUUGUCCAAAAUAAGCAAUAUUUUGAUCAUGAAUGCGUCUCCCUCCUGUCUUGUGAACAGAAUCCCAUAUAUGAGGAGGAAUCAGUUGUCCCAAACGAAGAUGAGUUGUUUGAGAAUGCAUCUCAAACGGAGAGCAGCAGCAUAGAGAAUGAGGAAUAUGUGAUGGAUUUGAUCCAUCCAGAUGUGGUACCUCAUAUAAAGUCCAUUGCUGAUGUAAUGUUCGCUUCUGGCUACAAUCAAGAGUUCUGUCAGGCUUUCUGCGGGUUCUGGAGGGACACGUUCACCGAGUAUUUGACAAUUCUUGACGUCGAACAGUUCAGCAUCGAAGAUGUGCUCCAGAUGGAGUGGAAAUAUUUGAACUCCAGAAUCAGGAUGUGGCGCCAUGCGGUAAAGAGCAUCAUCAGCAUCUAUCUUGCUAGCGCAAAGCGGCUGUUCAACCAUGUUCUGGGAGAACACGGCCAUAUCAGUUCAGCUUGCUUAAUCGAGGCCUCAAAAGCUCCUAUCCUGUGCCUCUUGAAUUUUGGUCAGGCUGUGUCCAUUGGACCUCAUAAACCAGAAUGGCUCUAUUGCUUGCUUGAUAUGUAUGAGGUUUUGGCUGCUCUUGUACCGGAUGUGGAUGCUUUGUUUCCCGAAGAGAUUGGCUCGUUGGUCAGGGUUGAGUUCUACGAGCUUUUGAGGAGGCUAGGGGAUUCUGCCACCGUCAUCUUUAAAGAGUUAGGGAACCAUAUUGCCCUGUGCUCGUCUACAACCCCGUUCCCGAGUGGUGGUAUUCACCCUCUCACCAAGUAUAUCAUAAACUACAUCAUGUGUUUCGCAGAGUACGGGGAUACUCUCAAUUUACUCCUUCAAGCUCCAGAAACAGUAAACUCAGAUGUUGGGCAGAAUGCAGUUGCUACUCACCUGCAGUCGUUGAUAUUGAUAUUAGAAGCCAACUUAGAUGAAAAGUCCAAGUUAUACAAAGAAAGCCCGUUGAAACACAUCUUUAUGAUGAAUAACAUCCACUACAUGGUUCAAAAGAUUUGGGACUCAAAAAUUGUCCGCUACUUUGGUGAUGACUGGAUCAGAAACCAUGUUGGGAAAUUCCGGCAGCAUGCAAUGUGCUACGAACGAGUCACAUGGAGUUCUAUUCUUGCCUUGCUCCGUGACGAUGGGAUAACAGGGAAGGCAACUCUAAAGGCAAGAUGCCGGGAUUUCGCUGCUGCUUUUGAGGAUGUGCAUAAGAACCAAACGAGAUGGCGUGUCCCAGACCCUCGACUUCGCGAAGAUCUGAGGAUCUCAGCUUCAAAGUCAGUCAUCCCUGCAUACCGGAACUUUGUUAGUAAGAUCACCAGUUCGAUUGGUGAAAAGCAAAUUAAGUACACUGUACAAGACUUGGAAACUUACAUCCUGGAUCUUCUUGAGGGUUCAUCAAAGUCGUUGAACCAUUCGCGGAGGAGAUAAAUAGGGAUAACAUCAAUGUGUUUGUCCAAAAGUUAUUCUAAUCCUUGUUUGUUUUUCUGUAACAUUUCAUCUCAAGCUGUUAGCAUAAAUUUUGUGAUCACCUCCUGUAUAUGUUACACCAUCAUAAGUACAAGAAAUGUAGGAAAUACCAGCACAGAACUGAAUACAUGAGCUUACUUAUGAUUCUGCUUACUUCUGAAAAGAUGUUCCUGCAUAUCAUUCUGAGCUUUGCCCGUGUCAGUAUAUUCAUCGAACAUUGCAAUAAGGAUUGAUCGUGGUUAAGAUA
This is a messenger RNA of Sesamum indicum (sesame), 2188 nucleotides long. Its product is annotated as exocyst complex component EXO70E2. The record is from RefSeq and is a predicted model, not a curated record. Lineage: Eukaryota; Viridiplantae; Streptophyta; Magnoliopsida; Lamiales; Pedaliaceae. Gene Ontology annotation, molecular function: phosphatidylinositol-4,5-bisphosphate binding. Gene Ontology annotation, cellular component: exocyst. Gene Ontology annotation, biological process: exocytosis.